Molecule: messenger RNA, 795 nt
Organism: Protomyces lactucae-debilis
Lineage: Eukaryota; Fungi; Ascomycota; Taphrinomycetes; Taphrinales; Protomycetaceae
Exons: 1
Biological process (GO): L-arginine biosynthetic process
Cellular component (GO): mitochondrial matrix
Molecular function (GO): L-glutamate N-acetyltransferase activity, acting on acetyl-CoA as donor; arginine binding
Source: RefSeq, a predicted model, not a curated record
CUGACCAUCGACAAGCUCAUUCUUCUCGACCCAGCCGGCGGUAUGCCCAGCUCAGCACGAAGAGCCGGAUCGCACGUUCUCAUCAAUCUUGCCCAAGAGACUGAAUCGCUGCAGGAAGAACUUCGAAAGCAAAACGGGCCAGAAGAGGCCUCACGCCAUCUUCGCAAUCUAUCGUUGUGCCAAGACUGUCUUGGAUACUUGGCACAUACCGCUUCAGCAGUGAUCACAACGCCAACCAUUGCAGGUAGCGGACCUGGAGAGCAGCAUCCGCUGAUACACAACUUACUGACUGAUAAGCCCAUGAUAUCGCCUUCUUUGCCGAAAUUGAGUGAUCGAACGCCUGCGACUGCCACGACUGUCUUGCGUCUUGGCACGCCUGUUCGGGUGUUGCGCGAUGUUGACUUGCGAGGACCGGCAGUCGAUCUUCCACGGCUCGUUGCGCUCAUCAACGACUCUUUUGGUCGUAAGCUGGAUACAGAGGCAUACCUUGAACGCUUGCAAGGUACUGCUGCUGCACUCAUCAUUGCAGGAGACUAUGAUGGUGCAGCCAUCGUGACGUAUGAGCACACCCGGGAUGCAACACGACCCGUACCGUAUCUCGACAAGUUUGCCGUCUUACGAGCCAAGCAAGGAGCCGCAGGGGUGGCUGACCUUCUCUUCAAUGCCUUGAUUCAGACAUUUCCCGAUGAAUUGCUUUGGCGCUCGCGAGCCAAUAACCCUGUCAAUAAGUGGUACUUUGAACGAGCAAAAGGCACAUCCAGCAUUGAUGGGACGCACUGGAAGUUAUUUUGGACA